Lepisosteus oculatus (spotted gar) is the source of this 5735-nucleotide messenger RNA. Lineage: Eukaryota; Metazoa; Chordata; Actinopteri; Semionotiformes; Lepisosteidae. The record is from RefSeq and is a predicted model, not a curated record.
GCGAUUGCACAUCUGGGGGACGUACUAGAAUUGCUUUCUAAUUUUCUUUUCAGAAAAGCACGUAUCAAUAAAAAAGGGGAUCAUGUCGCGCCUCAAGUACGGCGACAACAGCAUCGUCUUAUUAAAGCCGUUUUAUUGUGAGGCUGAAUUGACAUGUUCUAGCUCACCGGCAGCACCUCAAUAGUUAAAGCGGCACACCAAAUACGUUGUUUUCUCAUCUGUGGUGCUCCCACUUCACAGACCGCUACAGUAGGAAGAUGGCGACUGAGGGAGCAAGCGGCGAGCAGCCUCCUCCGAUUCAAACAUUAGCAACUGCACUGCAAGGAAGCGUCGAAGCGAAAUGUGAGUUUAACAUGGAUAAUCUCAGCAAACCCGAGCUCCUGACGCUUCUGAGUAUAAUGGAGGGGGAGCUGGAAGCCAGGGACUUGGUGAUCGAGGCCUUGCGGGCCCGUAGGAAGGAGGUGUUUAUCCAGGAGCGCUAUGGGCGGUUCAGCCUCACCGACCCUUUCCAGGCUCUGCAGCGUGACUAUGAGUCUGGGGGAGGAGAGAAGGAGAAGAGGGCCAUGUCUACCAACCCCCUCUCCAUCCUGGAGGCUGUCAUGACCCACUGCCGGAAGAUGCAGGAGAAAAUGGCCACGCAGCUGGCAGCUGCUGAAACCAGACAGAAGAAGCUGGAGUUGGAGAAAUCUCAACUACAGAGCCUUGAGCAGGAGCAUAAGAAGUUGUCUGCCCAGCUGAAGGAUGAGCGGGAGAAGAACAAGCACAUUGUCAUGAUGCUGGUGAAAGAAUGCAAGCAACUGGCAGCCAAGGUUGUUGAGGAGAGCCAAAAAUUUGAAGAACUGACCGCCAAACUGGAACAGGAAACCAAGACAACAGGGAGGCUUGAGGAGGAGUUAGCUGCCGAAAGACAGAAAGGUCAGCAGAUGGAGGCAAAAAUGGAGAAGCAGCUCUCAGAGUUUGACACAGAGCGCGAGCAACUGAGGGCCAAGUUGAGUCGUGAGGAAGUACGGGCUGCAGACUUGAAACUUGAAAGUGACAACCUGAAGAAACAAGUAGAUCAGCUCAGAACUGAAAAAGAAAGCCAACAGACUGCCCCGUCAAGCAUAGGAAUUAAAAUAAGGUCUUCUGUGUCUGUUUCUGUUGGAACAGACCUGGUUAAUAUGCGGACAACCUCCUGCCAAACAGACCUGCCACUUUCUGCAGAACACAGUGUUGAUGGACUGAAGAAGUCUCCGUUAACGAUACCUGUGAAACCUUCUGUGGCAAACUACUCUAGUGUUGGAAUCCCCAAAGCUGUCAAUACCAGAUCGGCUAGUGAGCGGGGAAUUUCCCUUAGCAAUUCAGUUCUUCCUGUCGUGACACAGACUGAAAAUGGGCCCUCAGGGGGGGACCCACAACCCCCACCCGGAGUAGCCUCACCCAGUUUUGUCCCGGCACCUCCUGUGCACAGUUUACAUUCACCUGGAACUGCUUCCACUUUGCCAACAAGUGUUAGUCCCAGAGUGCAAGCUGCCCGGUACAAGUUCCAGUCUUCUCCUACUGAGCAUGACCAAAAUGGAAUGACCACUCAGAGCCCCCCAUCCAGAGAUGUGUCGCCCACAAACCGAGAUAACUUUGCUGCGAAGCAACAAGCCCGACACACGGUCACGCAGGUCCUUUCAAGGUUUACAAGUCCACAAGCUGCCAACACUUUAAGACCGGGCUUACCUCAUUCCACAUCUGAAGGAGGACCUUUCUCUAGUCGCAUAGGCCACCCACAAAUCGGUCUAAAGUCGCCAACUGUCACGAGGAUUGACCGAGGGAAUCCACCGCCUAUACCUCCUAAGAAGCCUGGCCUCUCACAAACCCCUUCCCCUCCGCACCCUCCAAUAAAAAUAGUGGGUGAUGGGAGCAGGUCCCCUGGCACGGGGCUAGGUGUUCCCUCCAAACCUGUGCCCCCUCCUUCCAGUUCACCUCAAGGCAUCCGGCUAAUAAAUGAAGACGUUCUCUCCAAACCCACUACGCCUCAGCUGCCACCCAAACCAGCCCUUGAUAUUUCGGGGACGGGUGGCGCUUGCCCUGUCCCAGCCUUGGCCACAUCUCAGGUGGGUGCCUGCCCCUCCAUCUCAAGGGGCCUGCACCAGUUAGCAUGUACCGAGUGUCCCCCUGUCAUCCCCACCUCCGCCACCACCAUUGCCUGUAGUUCCUCCAUAAAUCCUGUUAGUGCUUCAUCCCGUAGACCCUGUGACACAGACAGCCCACUGGCAACAGCCUCAGGUAAAGGCUGGUGUCCCUCCCUAGUCCCCUCGCUAACCUGUGGUGGUCCUGUCCCCCUGGCUGGCAGGCCCACCCUCCUCCUCCAAGCUGCUACCCAGGGAAAUGUCACUUUAUUGUCAAUGCUGCUUAACCAAGAUCCAAUGGAUAUUAGUCACCUUGAUGAAGAUGGAAAUUCUGCCUUGUAUUCUGCUGCUAAAAAUGGUCACACAGACUGUGUUAAACUGCUGCUGACUGCAGGAGCUCACACUGAUGUACCCGAUAAACACGGAUUUACACCUUUACAUAAAGCUGCUGCUCAUGGUCAUUUCAGGUGUGUUGAGCUGUUAACUGGCUGUGGUGCUGAUGUGAACUGGGCUGCACAGGGAGGACAGACCCCUCUGUAUUUAGCCAGUGGCAGCAGGAGCCCUGAAUGUGUGAGACUCCUGCUGGCUGCAGGAGCUGACCGCACAGUGAUAACAAGAGACAGCUGGACGGCACUUCAUGCAGCUGUUGAUGCUGGUGAUGUCAGCAGCCUCAUGCUCCUCAUGUAUUAUGACUCUUCCAAAAACGGAGGCUCUGCCAGUGAACUGGAGAGGAGUGUUGAUCCCCCCCACUCCAGUUACACGAAGAUCAUCCGUUCCUGGGGAAAGAGGCCUGGGCUGCCUGGCGACCUCAUCAACCACGCUGACAGAGACGGCUGGACAGCUGCCCACAUCGCAGCCUCCAAGGGAUUUAAGAAUUGCCUAGAGGUUUUGUGUAGCCACAAAGAUCAAGAUAUUGAGAAGAAAGACAGGUGCAACCGAACCAUCCACGAUGUGGCUACAGAUGACUGCAAGGAUCUUUUAGACAACCUGUAUUCAUAUAAGGUUCUCGUAAAGAUCCACAGGAGCACAGAUGAACAGAUCUGUUCAGUGGAUAUUACUGAAGAUGAAAUCACUAUAGGGGUUGUAACAGUUCGGAAACAUACCAGCUGGGAAGACAUGUCCAAAAGCAUAUCCCAGGUUGUUGUGAACCACUUUCACUUUCUUUCAAGUGGAUGGGAAGAUAGGAGCUCGGUCCUAAAUAUCAAUAUGGAUGCCCCCAUUGGCCUGAGUGCAAAAAGCAUCUUUUCAGUCCAGAUAGGAGAUGUUACUUGGUAUCCAGGUCAGGAUCAAGCUCAGUCUCCUUGGGAGUUAGUAAGGAAGUGUCACACUCAGUGUGUCACAGUGAGACUGAAAGGCUUGUUGGAAUCAUCUCUCGAUGACUUGACAUAUGCAUCUCUGAUCCCACUCAAGUUUCUUCAAAACUACAUUCGGCUGGUGGAGCAAUACCGCAAUGUCAUCUUUCACGGGCCAGAAGGAAGCUGCCAGGAGUACAUAGCCAACCAGAUUUCACAGUAUAUAAAGCACAAGCAAAAACCAGUGGGUAUCAGCUGCGACAUUGUCACACUGGAAGUCGAUGCCAACUUAUCAAAGGAACAGUUGGUGGAGUUUUUCAUCAACUGUGGUUUUCUCAUCCCAGUGAAGGAGCAGGCUGGCAGCAGUUGCAUAGUGGUUGUGCUGGAGGGCCUGGAGAAAGCAGGUUCUCUGUCUGAGCUCCUGGGUGACCUGUGUGAAGGCCUGGAAAACAGGGGCUCAGGCAGCCCACUCCUCGUGAACCCUGUUCAGGAAAGCUCUGGCCUGUAUUACUUCCAGGAGGAGAGCUUCUUGAUCGGGACUCUGUCAAAGUCACGCCUCCAUGGCGCAGAGCUGCUGAUGCAGCAGCACUUCCGCUGGGUGCAGCUGCGCUGGGACUCGGAACCGCUCCACGGCCUCCUACACCGCCACCUCAAGAGGAAGCUCAUACAUAAGAUGAAGGGUCAGAUUCCUCCAACAUCAGACCUGCUGUGUAAGACAGUGGCGUGGAUCUGCUCCGUGUGGCAGCAUCUUAACUCCUGCUUGUCACGCCUGGGAACCCCAGAAGCCCUGAUUGGACCCCACAUGUUCUUCUCCUGCCCCGUCAUUCCAGGACAGCCCCUUGCAGUUGUAAAGUGGCUGUCCAGACUGUGGAAUGCCGUGGUGGUUCCCAGGGUACAGGAAGUCAUUGUCUCCAGGGCGACAGUCAGGAGGGCUCCAGCACAGCGCCAAGUUCCCAGCAGCAAGAGCCUCAGCUCAGGGCAGCAGGCCGUGGCCAAAGCUGCUCUCAGCAUCCUGGUCAACAAAGCUGUUCUCCCGGCCUGCCCACUGCCGAGGCCAGAGAUCGAAAACCAUCUCUCGGAGUUCCAGGGGGGCUGCUUCCCGCUGCCGGCGUUCACGGCUGGUACAGGCAGCACCAAGAGGAGCAGAGAGAUCGGCUCCUGGAGGAAGGCGAACACCAGCCCACGCAAGAAGGGCAGCCUCUCAAAGGCCUGGGGCACAGCCAGUACUCUGAGGGAAGGUUCACAGUCAAAGACUGACUUAGACAUUCAUUUCGGCAGGAUGAACUCAAACUCACAGAUGUCAGACAAAGAGCAGCAAAGAACUGUGGGACUGGACCAGAGAUUCUCUCUGUCAUCUGAUGAUGAACAUGACCUGAUGCAGGAGCUGCAGAGUUUGUGCUCCAGUAAGUCUGAGCCGGACAUAAGCAAGAUUGCUCAUUCCAAGGAGGAUUUCAUUAUGUUUUCUGGCUCUUCGAGUGAACAGUCGCCCUUGAAAGCCGAUAACGAACAAAGCACUCUGUCACUACCACAGUCGGUUAGCAGCAGUGCCCUAAGCUGCAGCGCACCUGGAACAUGCAGCAGUGACAAAAGGAAUAAUGUACCUGGACAGAUGAAAGUCAAGUCCCUUCUCCCCAUUCCCAUGAGUAAAAACACACAGCGCAGUAAUAGCACACUGAAAUUGAGCAGCAGCAGUACAAGGCAGGAACCACUGAACAAUAACUCACCAGAGGAGAUUUGGAUUCUGCACAGAGACUUGCAUGAAAAUAACAAGUAGACUUUCUUAACAUUUUUAUUGACCGUUUUUAAUUUGUCUCCAUGUUGUAUAGUAGAAUUAUUACGGCCUUUGUAUUUGUACAUGUUAAGGUACUUGUUACACUGUAUUAACAUUGUGUAUUGGGGACCAUAGUUUAUUGUAAAAAACAGUAUUGAAUAUAAAAAAGUGCUUAACCAGCUUUUGCCUUUCAGGUGAAAAACAUUUUGGAUCAAAGCGACAGAACUGCAAUUUUUGCUAUUGAAAUAUUUUCAGAUAUAAAGUGUUCUAUGUUUAAAUAGUUGCAAGAUUGUUUUAAAUACUGUUAUUAUUAAUCAGGGUUUUACCAAAUAUGUGUAAAUAAGAUAUUUAGAAACCUAUAUGGUAUAGAGCUUGGUGUCAGUGAAAUUAUACUUGUACAGUAAAGACAGUAUACUUGUACUGUACAUAUGUUUGUAAUAUGGAGAAUUGGGUUCAUCAAUUUUCACUUGUUUCAAAGUGAAUGGAAUGUGGCAAUAAGUAACGUAAAUUGCAAACACAGGACAUUUUCUUUCAACUGUAAGCCAUAAUAAACAUUUUAAUUACCCACAUCUA